Messenger RNA from Rotaria sordida, 681 nucleotides. The record is from the annotation of a GenBank genome assembly. Lineage: Eukaryota; Metazoa; Rotifera; Eurotatoria; Philodinida; Philodinidae.
AUGAUUGUCGAACCCGAAGUCCAAACACAAUUUGAACGAAAUCUUUUAUGGAAACGUUCAUGGCCAAGAUGUUUUCUAGCGUGUAUUGCUACAGUAGAAAUUAUACUUGCAGUGGCUAUUGCUGUAACGGAAAUUUUUAAUAUUCUCGUAGAUUUUUGGCAUACAAAUAUCUUUGGUGGUAUUUGGACAUCGAUUAUACUUUUAGUUAAUUGGAUUUUAAUCUUUGUUCAUGUAUGUUGUAAAACUACAGUUAGUGUAUCAACAUGUUCAUUUGUUUGGCAUUGGAUAACAUUAAUAGCUCUUGGUAUAUUAAUUGCAUUUGAUAUUGUAUUUAUUCUUAAUCCAUAUACAUGUCUUUUAACAUCAACAUGUUCAACACAAUCACAAUUAACAUCAUUAAAUUAUAUUAUACAAAAGAUUCCACAAUUUUCAAAUUAUACAAUUUAUGAUUCAAAAAAAUUUUUACUUUUAAUUCAAGUUGGUUGUGCUGGUCUAGCUUUUAUUUUAACUAUUAUUUAUAUUGUUAUUUUUAUUGUAUGUAGAAUAAAAUUUCAUAAACAUAUUACUACAGUUUAUCCAACAAUGGAUAUUCAUACUCCGAAACAUGGUUUACGUGUUGCUCAAGCACCACCAAUGCCAUAUGGAAAUCGAUCAUAUUUUGUUAGUCAUCCACCUAAUUGA